Mugil cephalus (flathead mullet) is the source of this 3182-nucleotide messenger RNA. Its product is annotated as SLAIN motif-containing protein-like. The transcript is spliced from 9 exons. Gene Ontology annotation, cellular component: microtubule plus-end. The record is from RefSeq and is a predicted model, not a curated record. Bases 283 to 2175 code for a protein of 630 amino acids. Gene Ontology annotation, biological process: cytoplasmic microtubule organization; positive regulation of microtubule polymerization; microtubule nucleation. Lineage: Eukaryota; Metazoa; Chordata; Actinopteri; Mugiliformes; Mugilidae.
GGAGGGGGAGGGGCUAGCGCUGCUGCAGGAGGUCCGUUCACUGGGCUAACUAGUCAUGAAGCUAGUUAGCGACACAGCGAUGUGGCGCUGAAUGCGACCAGUGAUGCACUAGCGACGAGGGACCAUGGACUAACUGCUCACCUGGACCUGUUCCUGUUCCCGUGUCCCGACAAUCACCACGGAGCCGCGGGCCGUUGCAGGGGGCUUGUAAUUAGCUUCUUCAUUCAUGCUGGGGCUCGGGGGAGUUUGAGCUCCGACACGGCUCAGUCACCGAGUAGCAGUAUGGUGGUCCCGGACAGUGCCAGCGUGGUCCCUCAGCCUGACAAUGGUGGACCCGCCGGCCUCACGGAGAUCUCGGAGUCCGGGUGCGAGGAGGCGGUGGAGGGGGGUCAGGACCUGGCGGGGGUGGAGCUGGAGGAGGUCCGAAAGCUGCAGGAGCUCGUUCGCAGGCUGGAGGUCCAGAAUGAGACCCUGCGCAACAGAGGAAGCAAGACCAUCACCCGCAGAGGAGACAACAGCAACUUCGCAGCUGCUGUUAACAUCAAUGAGAGACUGGCCUGCGAAGGGGUGACACACUCCCACCUCAGGUUGGAGGGCAGCGGCGAGCUGGACGGGACGGACUUUAAGCUGUCGCCGCCUCAGGACAACAGCAGCAGCAGCGGCGAGGAGAUGUCCCCUUUGCCCGUGAGACUGGAUGGGGAGGACGAAGAGGAGGAUCAGGGUCCGUGCGGAGACUUUUUGACUUUGACCUGCAGCAACGGAGCCGCGGGUCAGUCUCAGGGGCAGAGCCAGACGCCAGAGAGCCCCUCUCAGGAAAGUUACGAGUCGGAGACGCUCGCAGGGAGCGACUCCGGGGUGGACCACAGUGCGCUGGAUGAAGUGGAUGUCCUAGAUUUGGAGGAUGAGUGUGCAGACGUAGAGGACGAGGACAGUUGGUUGUAUGUGUCUCCUAAAAAGCAAGUGGCAGAUGCCGGCCCGGAUUCUCCGCUGAAGUGGUGCCGACAGGCUCUUGAUCAUCGCAGCCCGGAGACAGAAAUCGCAUGUCGGACCCUGAUCAGCCGUUUGGAUCAGACGUCUCGAUGGAGGAACAUGUACAGCAGCCCAUCAGAGGCGGGCACAGCAGGCUCUGCGGGCUCGGGCCUGAUCUCCCCUGGGUACCACAAAUCAACUAACAAAUCCCUACUAACCUGUGGCAGCUCAGGUGUCACAACCAUGCACUCAGCGCUCAGCUCCCAGUCCUCCAUAGACAGUGAGCUCAGCACAUCGGACGACUCCAUCUCUAUGGGCUACAAGCUGCAGGAUCUCACUGAUGUCCAGAUCAUGGCUCGUCUGCAGGAGGAGAGUCUGAGGCAGGAUUACGCUUCCAGCUCGGCGUCCGCAUCGCGUCGCAGCUCCACGGCAUCUCUGCAGUCCCUGCGUCGGGGCGGCACGUACAGCGACCAGGAGUUCGACAGUUACAGCCUGGAGGACGAGGAGGACGAGUUCUGCUCCGUGCCCCAGCGUCGGCGCCACUUCACGCCGUCGCCGCUGGGCUCACCCAGGUGCCUCUCUCCGUCCACAUCUAACCACGGGCAGGAAUACAGCAGCCGACUCGGAGCCCCACGCACAAGAGCGCCUAGAAGAUCUCUACAGGGUCCGAGCGCAGAGCUGCUGAAGUUUGCCAAGAGUGAAGAGGAGUUGAGGCACAGCAUGCCUAAUCUGGCCCCCCGCACCAGCCUACGUUCCCUGGAAGCAGUCAGAAACAGCCGCAGCAUGGAGGCUAACCUCCAGAGCUCUGGCAACCGCAUGUCUCACCUGACUCACUCCCCCUCCACAGGUAUGGCUUGCAGCCGGGUGCGUAGCAACGGCCAGUCUCCUCUCUCCCUGCGGACUCCGGUUAAGGCCGUCAAUCCUGUGGGCCCCAUGGCAGCUGGUCGCCAGGCUCCGUCCAGGGGGCUGCCCGUCGUCCAGGCGCCGCCUCCCGGAGGGGGCCGCAGGGUCCAGUCGCCAGGUUCCGCUAACGGCGGCGGAUCCUACAUACCUGGGAGGACGUCGAUCGGCGCAGGAAGGGCUUCGGUGGGGCGAGGUCAGGCUGCGCCCGCAGCCUCCACAAGAAGCAAACUUGCACAUCCUCCCAGGAGGUCUUUGGGCAUGACUAAAAUCUCAGAUGAAUCGUGGAAAGAUGGGUGUUACUGAGCUUUUCCGGUAAUGAAGGAUGUUCACUGCUGCAACCCUCACCAGACUGCUCCACGUUUACCUCUCAGAACAACCACCGGGUCCACAAAUGUGUCAUGUACAACCUCUCAGCCCCCCCACACCCUCUCUUCCUCAUUUCAGACUGGAGCGCUGGGCUACACUGGAUUUGUAGUUUAUCUCUUUCCCCUCGCAUGAAACAUUGUCAACCCACACAGUGAGAGGAUGUGUAGGCAGACGUGAAGACACAUGCACACUCCACUUGUAAUAUGGACCAACUCUGUGCUUCCAGAAGACUCGUUUGUGUCAAUUUUACUUAUUUUUCUAUGGUAAUUGUGAGAAACUGCUGGAAUAUUAAGGGUUGUAUAACUGUUCUGUUGAUGUAAAUGAUUAUGAUGACAAUUUAAAUGAAGACAUUGCUGGUUUGUUUGUUUGUUUGUUUUCUGUGUGGAUUACUACUCGAUGAAGGUGCUGAGCGUUUGCAUGCUUGGUUUUGCUGUUUUCCUCUAGCUCAUCCGCCUUUCAUCAUAAUUUUAUCUGCAAUAUGACAAUUCUUCCAUGUGUCCCGCGACGAUCAGAGUGAAUUUAUGAAUGUUUGGGUUCUUCUUCAUAGUAAAAUAACUCUUGAGGUUUGUUUGUGUUUGUGUUUUGCUAUUUGCUUACACAGCAAUGCAGCUCCCGUAAACCACACUGCCCUUGUGAAUUACAUUUAAAAAAAAAAGGAAAAAUAUUGUCUGUGCCAAGGUGCGUUACAGCUACAACUCCUCAACUCUGAAAGUGAUCUUGAGUCAAUAAAGGUACUGUUACAAUACUGAGUUUUCCAUACAUUUUACUGGAUAUCCAGGUAUGGAUUUGAGUGUUUGGAAAUCUCUGUAAUAAAAAAUAAAUAAAAAAAACGUUUAUGCACAAAGGCCUUGUGCCUUCGUCAGCUAUGCACCCUCAUGAAGUGUGCCUCUGAAAAUUAGGAGCUGUAAAGAAAAUGAUAAAUAAAGACUACCCUGAAACUGUAA